Molecule: messenger RNA, 1308 nt
Organism: Salvia miltiorrhiza (redroot sage)
Lineage: Eukaryota; Viridiplantae; Streptophyta; Magnoliopsida; Lamiales; Lamiaceae
Product: lipid phosphate phosphatase gamma
Exons: 2
Coding region: 262-927 (221 amino acids)
Biological process (GO): protein N-linked glycosylation; lipid biosynthetic process
Cellular component (GO): endoplasmic reticulum membrane; intracellular membrane-bounded organelle
Molecular function (GO): dolichyldiphosphatase activity
Source: RefSeq, a predicted model, not a curated record
AUGAAAAAGUUAUUGGUAAUAAAAAUAUUUCAAAUACAAUAAAGAUAUUUAUCCCAACGAGAAUUUGAACAUAAGAUAAAAAAAAAGUAGUACUAAAACCGUAAUGUAUCCUAAAAUAGUUGAUUGCAAAUUUACUACUACUAUGUUCCUUCCCUCCUCAUCAGAUCACACAACUCAUAAUCGAAUACGAGUUGUCUACAAUCAAACAUUCUUCUCUCUCUAGAAUUGGGCAAAGAUCUGCUCCUCUUUUUCCCAGUUUCCAUGACGAAUUCCCUCAAGGCCGUAACCCUAACUCACGUCCGGUACCAGAGGGGCGAUCAGCUGGGCCAUUUCCUGGCAUGGAUUUCCCUGGUCCCCGUCUUCAUCAGCUUCGGCGGCUUCGUCUCCCACUUCAUCUUCCGCCGCGAGCUCCAGGGCAUGUUCUUCGCCAUCGGCCUCCUCAUCUCCCAAGUCGUCAACGAAGUCAUCAAGACCUCCGUCCAGCAGGCCCGCCCCGAGACCUGCGCGCUGCUCGAGAUGUGCGAUUCGCACGGCUGGCCCUCCAGCCACUCCCAGUACAUGUUCUUCUUCGCCGUCUAUUUCACGCUCCUCACGCAUUACAGAAUUGGGGCUCUCUUCCGGAAUCAGAUGGCCAUGGUGCUGCUCGUCGUCUGGCCCAUGGCGGUGCUGACCAUGUAUUCCAGGGUUUAUUUGGGGUACCACACGGUGGCGCAGGUCUUCGCCGGGGCGGCGUUGGGGAUCGCCCUGGGUGGGGGCUGGUUCUGGGUCGUGAAUAAUUGGUUCAGGUGUCAUUUUCCGGCCAUGGAGGAGAGCGUGGUCGGCAGGUUGCUUUAUUUGAAGGACACUUCGCACAUUGCCAAUGUGCUCAAGUUUGAAUAUGAGAACACGAGGGCGGCGAGGAAGGAGGCCUGUAAGCGGUCGGAUUAAUGGAUUGGUAAUUGGUAUGUGAGCUUGUUCCUAAAUUCCUUCAGGAUUUGUUGGUGCUACAUAAGACGUAACAGUAUAGGAACUCAGAAGUGUUUAAUUUGGUUCAUUCAAGAAAGCUACAAGUAGCAGCAAGGGAAAUAGACAAUUUCAUUAUCAGUAGAUGACGGGGCCAGUUGUUUACGGUGUGGAAUGAGAUCCUGGUGUGCUAACAGAUAAAUCACUAGUCUGUUUUCUUGAAUAAUCUUUGUCGCCCCUUUUAUACACAUAUUUGAUGUUAACAUUAUUUAUAGCCUUAUAGGUCAAAGGAGCUGCAUUUGCAGUUACUGCAUAGAUUGAAAACUGUUGCAAUAAAUGAAGAAAUUAUAGAUUAUUGCAGUGCAA